CGAGACAAUCGAAAAAUCCCACCAAAAGCAAGUCGGGCCAGCCAAACCUCGAGUCCAUCCAUUCCGUUGCUCUCAUUCUAUCCCCUCGUUCUGCUUCCCUCCCUCUCCUCCUCCACCCACCCACGCCUUCCCCUCUUCUUCCCCCGACUCAUCCAUUCUCCUUAACUCCGUCAAGAUGGGUGUCACCUUCGACAAGUGCGAGACCCGCCCGGCCAACAUUGACGCCAUCCUCAAUGGCCUCGACCGCUACAACCCCGAGACCACCACUGUCUUCCAGGACUAUGUCGCCCAGCAGUGCGAGGACCGCACCUUCGACUGCUACGCCAACCUGGCCUUGCUGAAGCUGUACCAGUUCAACCCCCACCUUCUCCAGGCGGAGACCGUCACCAACGUCCUCGUCAAGGCCCUGACUGUCUUCCCCUCUCCCGCUUUCUCCCUCUGCCUUGCUCUCCUCCCCGCCCACACUCAGCCCUUCCAGGCCUCCGACGCUGAGGCCCAGGCCGCCGCCCAGACCUCCGACUUCGUCGAGUCGAUCCAGAAGCUCGCCCGUCUCUCCACCCUCCUCGAGUCUGCUCAGUACACCCAGUUCUGGUCCACCUUGAACUCGGACGACCUGUACGCCGACCUUGUUGCCGACGUUGCCGGCUUCGAGGAGCUCGUGCGCAUCCGCAUUGCCGUCGAGGUCGGCAAGACCUUCCGUGAGAUCCCUGCCGAGGUUCUGGAGCAGUGGCUCGACCUGCGCAGCCGCGAGGCUCUCGAGAAGUUCGUCGCUGAGGUCUGCAGCUGGGAGGUUGACAAGUCUGGCGCCAACACCGUGAUCAAGGUGCCCACCAACAAGGAGAACGAGGCCCGCAGCGAGGUCAAGAGCGAGCGCGUCGGUGUUGACAUGUUCGGCCGUGUCAUCCGCCGGGGUUUCGAGCAGGCUGCAUGAGCGGAUCUCAACGAUAAAUAGAUAUCCGCAUCGCAACGCAGCCUUUCUCGUUCUAGAUUCCCUUUCUAUUCUUGCUAAUAUUUUGCCUCGAACGAAGAUUAGACCUUCCCCAAGGUCUUGAUCUCGGUCUGUCUUGUUUGGAAGAAUGACCACCCGAAAAGAAAAGUUUCAAAAGAAGAACACGGGACGAAGUGUCUGCUUCGGAUACCCCCCAUGACUUGAGCUCGGAGCCUCUUAUAACACAAUCAAAAAAGAUGAUGAUGACGGGGAUAGACCAGCAUGGGAGAGGGUUGGGAAGUCCGGACCUGGCGCAAUUGGCGUUUCGAGUUUUGCUUCUGCAUGACUAGGUUGUGUUUUAUCAUCAUCAUCAUCUUUUUUCUCUUUCCUCUUCCAUCUUACCUCCUAUAUCAUUUUUUACCUCCUUGAUUAUCCUCUC
Messenger RNA from Aspergillus piperis CBS 112811, 1367 nucleotides. Its product is annotated as CSN8/PSMD8/EIF3K family protein. The coding region runs from base 176 to 931 and encodes 251 amino acids. Gene Ontology annotation, biological process: regulation of translational initiation. Lineage: Eukaryota; Fungi; Ascomycota; Eurotiomycetes; Eurotiales; Aspergillaceae. Gene Ontology annotation, molecular function: translation initiation factor activity; ribosome binding. The transcript is spliced from 2 exons. Gene Ontology annotation, cellular component: cytoplasm; eukaryotic translation initiation factor 3 complex. The record is from RefSeq and is a predicted model, not a curated record.